GUGGGGCCCGCGGCAGGAUAUUCCUGGGCGGCGAAGGCGGUAUGGAGUGUGUCUGGGGGGAAGGGACGUCACGCUCCUGACUUUCUGCUUCCCGUCUUCCUUUCUUCCCGGCUGGAGCCGUGGCGCGCUCCCCCGGGGAGUUGCCAUCUUGGAAUCCCAUGGCUUUCCCUAGCGGGCUCUGGGGCCCCUGCGUCCACAUGAGCAGAGCAUUCAGCCAGCGCUGUUUCAGCACCACCAGCAGCCUUGGCGCAAUUCAGAAGCUGACGCGGGUGCGUGUGGUAGACAACAGCGCCCUGGGGAACACCCCUUACCAUCGCCCUCCUCGCUGCAUCCACGUCUAUAACAAGAACGGGGUGGGCAAGGUGGGCGACCGGAUCCUGCUGGCCAUCAAGGGGCAGAAGAAAAAGGCGCUUAUCGUGGGGCAUCGCAUGCCUGGCCCCACGAUGACCCCCAGGUUUGACUCCAACAACGUGGUCCUCAUUGAGGACAACGGGAACCCUGUGGGGACCCGAAUCAAGACACCCAUCCCCACCAGCCUCCGGCAGAGGGAAGGCGAGUUUUCCAAGGUGCUGGCCAUCGCGCAGAACUUCGUGUGAGCGGAGCCCAGGCACCGGCCUCGGGGGCUCGUGGAUGGAGCCGUUCUGAGAACUGUGCCUCUGCUGAGAGGGAGCCCGGGAACGGUGUCCUGUGGGAAAAUAAACGCUUCCAUGUA
Messenger RNA from Budorcas taxicolor (takin), 712 nucleotides. It is a transcript of the gene MRPL14, whose product is annotated as mitochondrial ribosomal protein L14. Gene Ontology annotation, cellular component: ribosome; mitochondrion. The record is from RefSeq and is a predicted model, not a curated record. Lineage: Eukaryota; Metazoa; Chordata; Mammalia; Artiodactyla; Bovidae. Gene Ontology annotation, biological process: translation. The transcript is spliced from 3 exons. Bases 159 to 596 code for a protein of 145 amino acids. Gene Ontology annotation, molecular function: structural constituent of ribosome.